This is a messenger RNA of Hippocampus zosterae (dwarf seahorse), 5234 nucleotides long. RefSeq names its product ras and Rab interactor 2-like. Bases 389 to 3052 code for a protein of 887 amino acids. Gene Ontology annotation, molecular function: guanyl-nucleotide exchange factor activity; small GTPase binding. The transcript has 13 exons. Gene Ontology annotation, cellular component: endocytic vesicle; cytosol. Lineage: Eukaryota; Metazoa; Chordata; Actinopteri; Syngnathiformes; Syngnathidae. Gene Ontology annotation, biological process: vesicle-mediated transport. The record is from RefSeq and is a predicted model, not a curated record.
CUAUUGAAGAUGAAAAGUGAAGGGUGAUGAGCGAGAAAAACAUAAUUUUCUUGGUGUGCAAGUAACGCGUGGAUCACCACACCCGUGAAUCUUGACGGCACACCGACAAACCGCAACUGUUACUUCUGUUGUCGACAGACAAAAUGAGGACGUCUGCUGGAAAGUAUGCAAGUGUGUGGGCCAGCGCGUGUAAACGGAUCUGGUGAAUUCCGCAGACGUCCGGCGUCUGCGUAUUAAAAAGAGGGGACCCGAAAACAUUCUGCACUGGUGGACGAAUAUGGGGCAAAUGGAUGUUUGAGGACCCUUCGGAAAGAGCUCCGGCCCGCCCAUUGACGCGGAUGUAAACACACAGCCAUCAAGCGAUUGUCCACAUCAAAAGUAAAACAAAAUGGACUCUAACACUCCAAGCGACAAUCCUCAAGAUGUCUCGAUGAUUCGAAGCGGCAGCUUCUUCAAGCUGAUUGAUGCAUUUGCACUGGAGAUUGGGGAGUUAAAGAAGGAGAUGGUUCACACCUCUCCCACAGUGGAACAGGAGCCUGUGGUUCUACAAGGGCCGCAGAGCCAAGUGUGUGGCGACGUGAGGGCCAUUGAUCUGGGGUCCCCCCAAAGUGGCAUCGCGAGAUGUGAAAGGGAUUAUGGAUAUGACUCAUUACGGAGGAGGAUGAGCGUGUUGGACAGACUGACUCAAACCCACCCUGUGUGGCUGCUGCUGACAGUCAAUGAAGAGGAGGCCACACACAUCCUACUUAAACAGCCGCCAGGGGUUUUCUUGGUAAGGAAGUCAGUCACACUGCAGAGGAAGGUCCUCUCUGUGCAUCUGAAAGAUGAUCGGGCAGGGAGCUCCAUCAGCCACUUCCCCAUCAGAGAGAGCCAGUAUACAUUUUCUCUUGAUGGAUCUGGGAUCAGCUUUGCAGAUCUUUUCCGCCUGGUGGCUUUCUACUGUAUAAGCAGGGAUGUGUUGCCUAUACCUCUCAAACUACCCGAAGCCAUUGCAUCUGCCAAGACACAAAAAGAUCUGGAAGAGGUGGCUCAACUUGGACCAGGCUUUUGGGACUCUGCCCUGUCCAGCCAGCGGGCAACCUCCCACCCUCCCCGUCGAACUUCAAGCCGAACUCUCAGCCCCCAACGUAUAAGCAGGACGGGCGAGGACCAGGGGUCGGAGCAGUGUCAUACUGGGCCCCAGUGUGACAGCGCACCACCAACAUUACGCCACCGGACUCCUUCCUCCCAAAGUGACAAAAGGCAUUCCAAUACUACUCUCUGCUUUGUCAACCCACUGUUUUUUCAGACUCGGCAGCGCCACCACUGUACAGAAGAUCCAACUUCACAUGAGUCUAACAACGUGCCUAUGAAACCCACAAGUGGCGGCCAAGAGAGAAAGGAGCACUCAGACGAAAUUCAAGUGAGCCGCAAAUCGCAACCCCCUCCUCGUCCUCCCCCACCUCGCUUGAUGUUGCGCAAGCGACCGGCACCACCUCCACCUGGAGUUCCAGCUCUUAUCACCAGACCCAAAAGCAUGCCAAUGGCCAUUCCCGUGACCCCAAGACAACAGCCUGCCCCCACCCGCCGCCCGGCCCCCCCUCGACGGACAAUAGGUACUAAACACAGCAGCCCACUCAAAGGUUCACCAAGAUCGCCAAUCGCUGUGCCUUCAAACCCACCACCUCCAAGACCAAAUAAGCCCGUAGUGGACCACCACUGCCACGUUGCCCUUGAUGACGAGACCAUUGCUCAAGCUUUGUCUCGAGUCAAGCUCCCCGCUUCCGUUCCGGAUCAUCUUCCACUGGAGGACAGCAGUGUGAGUCCAUCGAUCCAAAAUGAGAGGAGACUUCAGCGGCUCAGUGACAUGAGCAUGUCGACUUCUUCCUCUGAUUCAUUGGAAUAUUCACAGUCUCCUGGGUUAUCCCUGGGCCUGGGGUCCAGCCAGUCAUGCCAUCUUAACCAUCAAGAGAAUGUAGAGGACACGAGUGAGGAUGAUGAUGAUGAUGAUGAGGAUGACGAGGAUGGUGAAGAGGAAAUGGAGGAGGACUACGGUGUGGGCCUAGAGGCUGACUUGGAAAUGCGUCUUCGUCCGUCCUUUAAAGCUAGAAGUCGCAGGGUGGGUGUGAGUCUAAGUGGGGGAUCAUUUAUUCUUCCCCGGGCCUUGAAGGGACGCCUACGCAAGGUCAGCGGUAUGCUCUCGUCUUUGAUGACUCCAGAGAGACGGACAGUGAAAAAGAUAGCUGAGCUGUCUCGGGAUAAAAGUUCAUAUUUUGGCUCACUGGUCCAGGACUAUAUCAGCUUUGUUCAGGAGAAUCGUGGUUGCCACACAUCGGGAGAGGAUUUUUUGCAGACGCUCAGGCAGUUCAUGACGCAGAUGAAAGCUUAUCUGUGCCAAAGCUCUGAGCUGGACCCUCCGAUCGAAUCGCUCAUCCCUGAAGAUGUGAUUGAACAGGUGCUGGAAAAGGCCAUGCACAAGUGUGUGCUAAAGCCCCUGAAGACUUUCAUCGACGUGGCCUUACAUGAUUUCCAGGUUCGCAGUGGAGAUUGGCAGCAGAUGAAAGAGAAUUUGGCCUUGGCUAAAACCAAGAGGCCUCAGGAGCUGGGCGUGGAUGGUGCGGUACCGCCUGACGCUGUGGCAAUUGAGAAGAUUCGACAUAAGUUUCUUGACAUGAGGAAGAUGUACUCACCUGAGAAAAAGGUGUCGCUGCUAUUACGCGUGUGCAAGCUCAUCUACACCAUCAUGCAGGACAACUCAGGGAGGAUGUAUGGCGCGGAUGACUUCCUUCCCAUGUUGACGUAUGUGGUAGCGCAGUGUGACAUGCCUCAGCUGGACAUGGACAUCCAGUACAUUAUGGAACUACUGGAUCCAUCUCUUCUUCAAGGAGAAGGAGGUUACUACCUAACAAGUGCCUAUGGAGCGAUGGCCCUCAUCAAGAAUUUUCAGGAGGAGCAAGCAGCAAGGGUGCUGAGCUCUGAGGCCAGAAACACUUUACAUCAAUGGCACCGCCGUCGCACUGCUCAGCGUUCGGCACCCACACUGGACGACUUUCAGGUAGCACACCUGACCUGAUCCCAGGCUAAUUAUCUACGUUUAGCCCUGCAAGAUGUGGAUACAGGCUGCACAGCCAAAACCUUACUCGUCCAUUCAUACACCACGACAGAAGAAGUCUGCUCACUUUGUGCUUCCAAAUUCAAGCUUUCAGAGCCUGAGUGCUACGCUCUCUUUCUGGUCACCGAAGACACCUGCCAGCAACUGGCGCCCGACACGCACCCUCAGCAAAUCAAAGCUGAGCUUCACAGCCGACCCCGUGCAAAGACCUUCAAUUUUGUCUACAGAAAGGUGCCUCAUCUAAACCUUUGUAUACCGGCCUCCAUUAUUGAUAUUCGAGUUGAACAAUGAGGGAAUAUUUCCCCAAAUGGCCGUUACUUAUAUGCAACCAGUCACUGAUAUUCAACGAGCGUUCUCGUACUUAAACAAGAUUGACUGAUGAUGCGUUUUAAUGGUUCUGCCAUGUGGGACGUUGGACUUCGGGAAUGUGGUAUGAGUCAUAAUGGGCCCUUAAACAUGUAUUAUGACAACAUAUGACAACAUUUUGUUCAUGGCCUCAUGUUAGCAAAGAUACUGUACGUGGAAGGGGAAAUUUGGGGGUUUGAGAUUCCGAAGAAAGUUGUUUUUUGUUUGAUUGUAAAUAUUUAGAUAUGCAGGCUGUCAGAAAAAGCAGCGAUGACAUAUGAUAAAAGCCUUUUAUGUAUUUAACUUAUCCAUUAUCUGCUGUAAUUCCAUUCUGCCUUCAAAAGGAAAUCGAAAUAGUGUCUGCUACUGCAAGCAUUCGGAUCACCAAGUGAUGACCUGUCUUCAAUGAACAUGAACUAUGUAAAACCACAUCAGAUAUUGUUACUAUUAAUGUUUCACUCCUGUUUCUUAGCGAUUGCUGGUCAAUUGUGACUUGUAUGCAAUAUCACACGUUUUAAAGUCAAAUGAUCCUUUUUAUAUAUUAUUAUCUCCAUGGUAGCGAAGAUUGGUGCUGCCGUGGACUUGAUACAGGACUUUCUUUUAUUAUUUUUAAUUUUUUUUCUUAUUCGAUGCAUUUGUGUACUGCCAUAAAGUUUGCUCCAAACAAAAGAAUAUGACAAGAUGUCACAAUACAUUUCAACAUGACAAAACAUUUAUGCAGUGCUGUUGUCAGCACAGUGGUCACAGGGGUAAAAUAAAAUCUCAUGGAAUGCGAGGAAAGGUCACUGCAAAGAAGUACCGUAUUUUCCGCACUAUAAAGCACACCUAAAAACAUUCAAUUUUCUCAAAAGCCGACAGUGCACCUCAUAAUCUGAUAUGCCUUACAUAUGGAUCAAUAUUCCGAAUUUUUAAAUCAAGCUGUAUUAUCUUCCCCUUAGCGUGGCUCCAUCUUGUGGAUGCAUAACGCAACUGCAGGCACUACAGUUGCUUCUAUGCACCUUAUAAUCCGGUGCGCCCUAUAUAUAUGAAAAUCGGCCCUCAAUUGAAGGUGUGCCGUAUACUCCGAAGCGCCUUAUAGUGCGAAAAAUACGGUAUUUUGCAGUAGUAAGCAUCGCAAUGAGACGCCAAUUGUUCUCAAAAGUGGAUUGUAAAAAUAUCACGUCAUGAGUAAAUGUAAAUAUUACACUUAUAUGAAAUUUAAUAUUUUUGAGGUUUACUUCACCUCUUACCUAAAGUCAGCUGUGAUACAAUAUGAGUGGCAGAAGAAAUUAGAUGCAUAAGUAAUGGGGCAUUGUGUAAAUGAAAGUUGGUCUUUGAGUUUUUCCAAGUUUUGGUGAUUCAAACUCGCACUGAUCCUUUUACACCAGUUAAAAUUAUGUCAUAAUAUAGACAUGGCCGUCAGCAUUAAUGCAGUAAGUACACCGUUUGGCAGCAGUGAGAGUACAUGGUCAAUGUGUACCCACCCGUACACUCAGCACAUUGGCUUGAGUCAGCCAUAACGUGCAAUGUGUUUUACCCUCACGGUGCACUGGACUUAACUAUAGCCUCUAGCAUGUGCAAGAGGAAUGGCGCUUGCAUAUGUGACAAGUGGAUGGGUGUAGCUGAACAGCCAAAGUGCACAGCUGUGUCUUUUCCACCAUAAACACACGGGAUAUUAUGCCCCUUUGUCACUAACCAGUCAUUUCCCCCCCUCAUUUUAGUUAAUGGCUCCUUUGUUGAGUGUUUUCCCAUUGCCUGCCAGUCAGUAUCAAGGUGGCUGUUUUUCAAAUAAAGCUUUGUUUUCUUCAGAUGUGUCCAA